Babesia bigemina is the source of this 297-nucleotide messenger RNA. RefSeq lists its product as hypothetical. The record is from RefSeq and is a predicted model, not a curated record. NCBI's taxonomy places the organism in Eukaryota, Apicomplexa, Aconoidasida, Piroplasmida, Babesiidae. The coding region runs from base 1 to 297 and encodes 98 amino acids. The transcript is spliced from 2 exons.
AUGGUGUUUCAAGCUCUCUUGCGGUUCAUGUGGCAUGAGUUGAUGCUAACGUUCGCCGGGGUGGAGUUGCAGGCGACUACCUCAACGAAUCAUCAUACCGUAACAACUACUAAGCAAUACACUGGGCACGUCGUGGAAGUUCACGUCGAGACCACGGACCCCUGCCUACAAGGCUGCGGUGUCACAUACGCAUCCACUGAGCUUUUCAAGCCUGAGACGACCAGUGUCUGCGACGCCUACGGCAGAGAAAUUGGUUGCAAGAUAGGCCUCCAUGCUGCGGGCAAUGCGGCCUUCUAG